GGUCCGGAAGUGCCAUUGACAGUCUUGAAUGUUUUGUUUGUUUCCUGAAACAUCAUUCUAACGGCGUGUAUAACAUGUCGACCAUACCACCAACUGUGAAUGAUCAACCGGUGAGAGUUGAGGAGCUAGAGAGUCGAAUAAGAUGUCAAUCUCAUAAUCCACCCAACUACACAGAAAGGAAAACGUUCCAGGAUGACCCCAGAGGCAGACCACUUGGAUCUAGGUGGCAAGGCCCUCCUGGUGACCCCAGGACUUGGUGGUCAUGCCCCUCUGGUGAUCCCGGAACCAGGUCCCACCCAGUCGCUGACCCCAGAGCCAGGUUAUGCCGCUCCAGAGACCCCAGGGCCAGACCACUCCCAGCCGGUGACCCUACGGCAAGGUGGCCAAGCAUUGACGACCUCACGACCAGACCUCAGGUGGACGACUGCGAGCGGAUGGGGACCCUGUUUGGGCAGCUGAACAAGUGCCUGCGUAGUGCAGGCUUCACCCAGAUGUACUUUGGGGAGAAGAUUGUGGAGCCUGUGAUUAUCAUCUUUUUCUGGGUCCUACUGUGGUUCCUGGGCAUCCAAGCUCUGGGGCUGGUGGGGACUUUGUGCAUUGUCAUCAUCUUCAUCCAGAAGUAACUGGAUCUCCGGCCUGUUUGAUUGGCAGUUGGGAGCUCCGGUGUCUAAAAAUGUGAACCUACAGCGUGAGUCCCUCACUGUCUUUUCUUUUUGCAAUAAGGCUUCCUAGAUUUGUUGAGCAUUUCUCGAUGCUCAGCUUCAUACUGGCCAAUGUACACUAUAUGGAUGAACAUUUGGAUGGAGGCCUUGCUCCUAACUACCGGUUGCCUGGUUUCAAGCUUUUAAAACAAUUCUAACUCAAAAUCAGACCACUUGGCUCACUAGCUGUACCCCAAUACUCAAAGGCGAUGUCUCAUCUUACGUGUGAGUACUGAUUUGAAAGAACUGGAUCAAUGAAAGCAAUAUGUCUCAUAGCUUAAAGGUAGAGUCAGCGAAAUGACAUUGCACUAGAAGCGCUGCAGAUAGUGUGAUGAGCAAGAUGCAAAUCACAUACAGUAUCUGCGCAUGUACACGGUUUCGUGUCGAGAUCUUACAAUAUGGUAGCCACUGGACAAAAACAGCAAACUUUAGCCUCACGCUCCAACUCUUAGUUGUUGCGGAAAUUGACCCUCUAUACUGUUUACUUUGUGCAUCUACAUCAUAUAGCUGACUCUACCUUUAACUAGUUUUGUCUCACAGAUUAACUGGUAUCUAUCAUUUUCAAGUGUUAUGAGAAUUUGAUCAUGAGUGAUAGCAAUCAAGGAAAGAAAGUCUGUCAGGAGCAUUUUGAUGCAGAUUGCUUCAAGUAGCAUUUCUAAAGGUGCAAUCUGUAAAAUGAAAUCUAUGGUGUUCAGGGAAUUAUAUUAUGCGUGGGGGGGAAAUUAACCUGUAGCCUUAGAAUAUGGUCUUUCUAUGAGAUUUACACAUCAGCAGCUCAUCAGCAGCUCAUAAUAAUUUCUAUGAUACAGUAUAUUUGUAGUGAGAGCAACAUUACUUACCUCCACAUUUGAUGUUACAUGCCAUUUCGUUAUAAACAUUGGAAUGAAGUAAAAGGUCCUUUAGUCGUUAGCAAUUAUUUAAAAAAUCAACAGGUCUUUUGCUGUUGCAUUAGUUUUAAUUACCAAUGACCAUCAGGACAUCUUACAGAUUGCACCUUUUUAAGGCUAAUUGGGAGCAACAUUCUAACACCUGCAUGCCUCAAAAGGACAAAGCUUUCGGUCCAAAUACUUAAAAGACACACCCUAUCCCCCUCAGCCCUCAAAUGAAGUGGACACAUCUGAUGACGUUAUCAUGACGUCUGACGAGUAUACACUUGCAGGGCGAGGGAGGAAGGAAUGAUUUUUAAAUGGACCACCCUUGGCCGGAAAUUCUUUACUCCUUCGUGCCACGAUGAUUGUGUUUUCAGCCACUGGUGCCUUGUCGGUGCUUUAUAUGCACUACAUUCAAUUAUGAGUGCAUGUCUACUUACAUUAAAUAUAUAAUUAUUAAUAUACGCCUACUGUAUAAUAGCUAGCAAAUUAAUUAGCUAACUAACGUUAGCCUGCCUAGCUGGAACUUCUGAAGGGAAAUGUUUUAUUUCUACAAUUUCCAAGAUGGCGACGGGGAUUCCCCCAAGGGCAUACGGCGAGGGUAAGUGGACGAGGGUGUGUCAUUUAAGUGAUUGGACUGGAACCCUGGAAUGCAUAUCACUGACUGGUUUAUUAGGUUCUAUAGUAACUGAAGUUGUCCCCCCUACUUUUAAUAUGCAUUCAAACAUCUCCCUUUGACAUGCAUGUAACCUCAAAGUGAAGGAGAAAUGUGUGCUCAUGACAAUCAUGGAUGUUUAACUUGCACUUAUAUCAAGCCUAUCCUUUUGAAUGAGAAUUGUACAGUGCAUUCGGAAGUAUUCAGACCCCUUGACCUUUUCCACCAUUUUGUUACUUUACAGCCUUUUUCUAAAAAUGAUGAGGAUUUGUAUUUAUUUAAUACAUCUACGCACAAUCCCCAUAAUGACAUAGCAAAAACAGGUUUAAAAAACAGAUACCUUAUGUAAAUAAGUAUUCAGACCCUUUGCUAUGAGACUUGAAAUUUAGCUCAGGUGCAUCCUGUUUCGAUUGAUCAUCCGUGAGAUGUUUCUACAACUUGAUUGGAGUCCACCUGUGGUGAUUUGGAAAGGCACACACCUGUCUAUAUAAGGUCCCACAGUUGACAGUGCAUGUCAGAGCAAAAACCGAGCCAUGAGGUCGAAAUCGCUUCCAAAGGUGCUUCAUCGGAGUACUGAGUAAAGGGUCUGAAUACUUAUGUAAAUGUGAUAUUUCAGCUUUUUAAAUUUUUUUUAAAUAAAUUUGCAAACACUUCUAAAAACCUGUUUUUGCUCUGUCAUUAUGGGGUAUUGUGUGCAGAUUGAUGAGGGGGAAAAACGAUUUACAUGUUAGAGUAAGGCUGUAACAAAAUGUGGAAAAAGUCAUGCUGUCUGAAUACUUACCGAAUGCACUGUACAUUUUCAGGAAUCGUACCCUUGUUAAUGAGUGGUAUAUCAUUCUGAAAAUCACUCCAAAUGUAACCAGAAGGUGGUGCUGUAAGGCUAACAAAUACCUUUCUUGAUGGUUUUUCAUUGUCAAUUCAUGUGGGAAAGUCUAUAUCAAAUUGCAAAGUUUAAACUGACUAAAUCACUGCUUUUGUUAGAUAUGGCUACUAUCAUACAGUUUGAAGAUAAUGAGGAUGACUUUUUUCUGUCAUUGGUGUCUAAAUAUUCAACAUCAAACACAUCAGAAUGGAUGAUAGCUUACAGUAUCUACUUAUACUACUGUAACCCGGUACACUGCAAAGCAUGCCCAGUGUUCACUGCAUGAGAAUCAUUGUUUAACUUGUGGAGUAUUAGAUAUACAUCACAUAUACUCCUGAAAAUAGAAAAUAUUCAGCAACACUAUUAGUUGAGUGUAAGCCAGGGAUGUAGUCCACACUGGUAAAUUAAUGUUGUCCAUAAGUGCUGAUCCAAAGUAGCCUUUGCUACCAAAUAGUUAAGGUUAGGGAAACCUGAUCCUAGAUCUUUGCUGGGGCCAAUCUCUACCAGGAUUCAUCGACUGUAGAAUAAAAGUAACUUUAUAAUCUUGUGCUGCCAACUAAAAUACCGUAGUCCUUGUGGAAUGCUUUUUGGUGUUUGGCAUGUUCCAUGUUUACAGUGCCUUUGGAAAGUAUUCAAACCCCUUGACCUUUUCCAAAUUUUGUUACGUUACAGCUGUAUUUUAAAAUGUAUUCUUUUUUAAAUCCUCAGCAAUCUACACACAAUACCCCAUAGUGACAAUGAAAACAGGCUUUUAGAAAUGUUACCACAUUUAUUAAUAAUAGAAAACAGAAAUAGCUUAUUUACAUAAGUAUUCAGACCCUUUGCUAUGAGACUCAAAAUUGAGCUCAGGUGCAUCCUUUUUCCAUUGAUCAUCCUUGAGAUGUUUCUACAACUUGAUUGGGGUCCACCUGUGGUACAUUCAAAUGAUUGGACAUGAUUUGGAAAGGCACACAACUGUCUAUAAUGGGUCUUACAAUUGACAGUGCAUGUCACAGCAAAAACCAAGCCAUGAGGUUGAAGGAAUUGUCCGUAGAACACCGAGACAGGAUCGUGUCGAGGCACAGAUCUGGGGAAGGGUACCAAAAUAAUUUGGCAUCAGUGAAGGUCCCCAAGAACACAGUGCCCUCCAUCAUUCUUAAAUGGAAGAAGUUUGGAACCAUCAAGGCUCUUCCUAGAGCUGGCCGCCCGGCCAAACUGAGCAAUCGGGGGAGAAGGGCCUUGGUCAGGGAGGUGACCAAGAACCUGAUGGUCACUUUGACAGAGCUCUAGAGUUCACCUUUGGAGAUUGUUGUCCUUCUGGAAAGUUCUCCCAUCUCUGCAGCACUCCACCAGUCAGGCCUUUAUGGAAGAGUGGCCAGGCAGAAGCCACUCCUCAGUAAAAGGCACAUGACAGAAUAAGGCUGUAACGUAUCAAAAUGUGGAAAAAGUCAAGGGGUCUGAAUACUUUCCGAAGGCACUGUAUAUGCAAAAAAAAAAAGUGGAAUGUCUUAAUAUUUACGAAGUAGGUUUUUAAAAAUGUUUGGUCACAAAGCAAAGCAAGAUGUGAAUCUGCAAAGGGAGCGAGUGAAUUGAGAGUGAAUUUAUUGGAUUGAGUUGACAUUGCAUCAGAUUCACUGUAGGUAUGUCUGUGAUCAGUUUGUUAAAGGGAUGAGUGAUCUUUGUUUACGAAUGAGAAUGUAAUUCUUCUGUUUAUGUUGAAAUGUUGGGUAAGUUACAAGGUGGAUGAUGUUUGAGAAAUUUGUAACCAAUGUUAAAAAAAAAUUCUCAACCGUUUUGGCACUAAUUGUACACUAAGUGUUAAUGUUUUACUACUGUAUGAGUAUGAGGGUCGUUCUACCAAUUGGGUGCCUUUUUGAGUAGUGUAACUUGGUAAAAAGUUAGUUUUGUUUGACCAAAUCUUUACAUUCUGUCAUAAGAAGCACAUGUUAAACUUAAUAAAAAAUUAAUAAAUAACA
Oncorhynchus nerka (sockeye salmon) is the source of this 5042-nucleotide messenger RNA. RefSeq lists its product as uncharacterized. Gene Ontology annotation, cellular component: intracellular membrane-bounded organelle. The transcript has 2 exons. NCBI's taxonomy places the organism in Eukaryota, Metazoa, Chordata, Actinopteri, Salmoniformes, Salmonidae. The coding region runs from base 75 to 623 and encodes 182 amino acids. The record is from RefSeq and is a predicted model, not a curated record.